AUGAGCGGUCGUCCCACCCCGAUUUUUGAGCGGGCACGCUCUUCGUCUGCGGAGGGGGCAUUCUCAGAAUGCCGGUCAUCCCGGACGUUGCAGGAAGUCGAGGUGCAGUUCCAGCUGGUGGUGAAGGGCACCUUCCUCGAGUUCGUGGCGGCAAAGGGCAAAACGGCACGCUGCAAAAGCGCCCCUGCGUCAACGCGAGGAGGUACAUCCUCCCUUGGGUCCCUUCAACACAACGCAGGGUGCAAGCCGUGCGCCUGGUACUGGAAACCCGGGGGCUGCCGCAAUGGAAGCAACUGCCACCACUGCCACCUUUGCCCUCAAGGCGAGCUGACGCGACAGAGGAAGAUGCAUCGAUGGAGUUGCGAACCCACGACGCGUCUUCACAAAGGUCACUCUUCACGUUGA
Effrenium voratum is the source of this 405-nucleotide messenger RNA. NCBI's taxonomy places the organism in Eukaryota, Dinophyceae, Suessiales, Symbiodiniaceae. The record is from the annotation of a GenBank genome assembly.